Messenger RNA from Prorocentrum cordatum, 555 nucleotides. NCBI's taxonomy places the organism in Eukaryota, Dinophyceae, Prorocentrales, Prorocentraceae. The record is from the annotation of a GenBank genome assembly.
AUGAGCUCUCUCGACAAGCUGCUUGAUGAGCUCAUGGCGAAGGAUCUCGAGAACGCUACGCUACUUGAGCAGGCCACUCGUACGCUGGCCGUCGGGGCUCUCGAGCCUGAGGAUACGGUGCCGUCGAUCAAGGACGUCAUAUCGCUUGACGCUCUCUUUAAGGAUUCGGCCGGAGAGGUCAAGCUGGAUUUCGGCGACGACCUUGAUGUCUCUGGGCCCGCUUUCACGCAAGAGGACCGCGAUGGUUUAGCGAAGUUCAAGCUUGAGCAGUCGAAGCAGGCCCAGUUCCAGACGCACCAGGCCGAGUACCAGAAGAGGGCGCUGCGGGUAGGCGGCUGCCGCCUGUUCUCGUCGGGCUCAGCCUACGACCUGUGCGUCGUCGGCGGCGGCCCAGGCGGCUACGUCGCCUCCAUCAAAGCAGCGCAGCUCGGGCUGAAGACCAUCUGCGUCGAGCGCAGGGGCAAGCUCGGCGGCACAUGCCUGAACGUGGGCUGCAUCCCCUCCAAGAGCCUCCUGCACAACUCGCAUCUCUUCCACAUGGCCAACACGACCUGA